Molecule: messenger RNA, 983 nt
Organism: Ilyonectria robusta
Lineage: Eukaryota; Fungi; Ascomycota; Sordariomycetes; Hypocreales; Nectriaceae
Product: RTA1 like protein-domain-containing protein
Exons: 2
Coding region: 1-891 (296 amino acids)
Cellular component (GO): membrane
Source: RefSeq, a predicted model, not a curated record
AUGGACGAAAUAAUGUCAACCACGCAGGGAAUGAUCUCUCGCGGGGCCGAAUCGGAGCUCGGAGACUUCAGGCUUUACAGAUAUACCCCGUCUCUCCUGGCGGCUGCCAUCUCCGCAGGUGUAUUUGCCAUCUUGACCAGCCUGCACGCGUGGCGCAUGAUGAGAGCUCGUACGUGGUACUUCGUCGCAUUUACCACUGGAGGCGUCUUCCAAGUUCUCGGUUACUGCGGUCGAAUAUGGUCACACUACGAUGACAUGGCUAUCGGAGGCUUCGUUAUCCAGGCCAUCCUCAUUCUCGUCGCACCAGCCCUCUACGCUGCAUCCAUCUACAUGAUCCUCGGCCGACUUAUUCGAGCGCUGCAUGCCCAGCACCUUUCCCUUGUCCCCGUCGAGUGGCUCAGCAAAAUAUUCGUUACAGGCGACGUCAUCUCCUUCACGAUGCAGGCCGGCGGCGGUGGCGUCCAGUCCGCCGGGAGCCUAGAACUGUACGAAAUUGGAGAGAAGCUCAUCAUUGCGGGUCUUUGGGUUCAGAUCAUCAUCUUUGGCCUAUUCAUGGUCACCGCAGUCAUCUUCCACUACCGCCUGUCCCGGAGCCUUACAUCACGAGCGGCGUCUGGGGAGAUCACCUGGGAGCGAUAUCUCUAUGUGCUCUACGGCGCCAGCACUCUCAUUCUCGUCCGAAGCGCCUUCCGCGUUGUUGAGUACCUGCAGGGAAACGGCGGGUACCUCAUCUCGCACGAGAUUUUCCUCUAUCUCUUUGAUGCGGCCCUCAUGGCUGCUGUCAUGGCGGUCUUUUUGGUCUGGUAUGUCGAGGCGCUUGCCCCUGAUGUUUCGUACAAGCAGCAAAACGAUCAGGACCUCAGCGAGCAUCCAUUACGCGAUUUCUCUUAGACGUUUCAUUUGUUGUAGCAACGGAUUCAUGAUAGAAAAAGGUGUGCCGAGCGGCUCCUUGUGUUCAGUUCUCUUGGCAUUGGUUAUUCCUG